Messenger RNA from Labrus mixtus (cuckoo wrasse), 5123 nucleotides. RefSeq names its product striatin, calmodulin binding protein 4 (gene strn4). The record is from RefSeq and is a predicted model, not a curated record. Lineage: Eukaryota; Metazoa; Chordata; Actinopteri; Labriformes; Labridae. The coding region runs from base 125 to 2482 and encodes 785 amino acids. The transcript has 18 exons. Gene Ontology annotation, molecular function: armadillo repeat domain binding; protein phosphatase 2A binding; protein-containing complex binding. Gene Ontology annotation, cellular component: dendrite.
GAGGAUCGCUUUUUUAGUGAAGUGCUGCUAGCUUGGAAGGUUCCAGGUAUUAUUUUAUUACAUUAGUUGGCACACUCUGUCCGUUUCCACCUCCUUUAUCCUGGCGAGAGGUUGAACGGUUAAAAUGGAGGCGGACAGAUCCGGCGGAGGACCAAACCCGAACUCCGGAGGAGGAGGCGGCGGCAGCGGCGGAGCGGGGCGCAACCCAAACGGGCCCAAGGCAGCAGCACCGAGCCAGUCGACAUCAGCUGCAGCGAACGGGGCGAUGGCAGCAGCAGCGGCGGCGGCGGCAGCAGCAGCAGCAGCGGCAGCAGCAGCAGCAGCCGGGGGUAUGCCUGGGUCGUCGCAAACACGAGAACUGCAGGACGGUGACUCGGGUAUGUCGCUUCCUGGGAUCCUGCACUUCAUCCAGUUCGAAUGGGGACGCUUCCAGGCCGAGAAAUACCGCUGGGAGGCUGAGAGAGACGAACUCAGGGCUCAGGUAGCAUUCCUACAGGGGGAGAGGAAAGGGCAGGAGAAUAUGAAACAGGACCUGGUGAGGCGGAUCAAAAUGCUGGAGUAUGCCCUCAAACAAGAGAGGGCUAAGCACCAGAAGCUGAAAACAGGAAAUGACCAGAGUCCUGGAGACAAGAAACCAGAAACAGAGGCAGAGCAGCUUCCCAAUGGGCCCGCUGAGUCCGACUCUGAGCCAGCCAAUCAGAUGUCAUGGAAGGAGGGACGUCAGUUACUACGCAAAUAUCUGGAGGAGGUUGGUUAUUCAGACACCAUCCUGGACAUGCGGUCAAAGCGUGUACGCUCACUACUCGGGCGGAGCAGUCCUGAGGCUAACGGGCCCCCACCCACUGAUGCCUGUCCUGAGCCUGAACCCCGGUCAGGUGGGGAGUCGUUGUUGGUCAGACAGAUAGAGGAACAAAUAAAGAGGAACGCGGGUAAAGAAAGCUCAAAUGAACGUCUGGGUGGCUCUGUACUGGAUAAGAUCCCCUUCCUGCAUGGCUGCGAGGACGAUGAUGAAGACGACAGUGACGAGGAUGAGGACUUCCAAGGCAUGACCACAGACUGCAUCGAUGGACCGCGGAAGAACAAGAAGUCUCGUGUAAAGAUGGGUUCAGAGCCCAUGACCACAGACCUGGACCCCGAGGAUGAGGAGGAUGAAGACGACUCAGAAGACGCCCUCAGUGAAUUUGACUUCCUGGGCUCGGGGGAGGAUGGGGAGGGGGCGGGAGAGGCCAGGAUCUCUGGGGACGGACGGGAGCUAGAGAACCGCAGGAACAAGUUACAAGGAAUGAUGUCGGACUUCCCCCCUAAACCCAGCCCUCCCCCCACUGUAUCGGGACAGGCUCGCUCCGGUGAAGGUGGCGCCCUUGGUUUCUCUUCUGAUGUCUUUAUUAUGGAUGCUGUUGGAGGAGGGGACAUGAACCUUGGUGAACUGGCUGACCUCACCGUCGCCAAUGACAACGAUCUCUCCAUGGAUAUGCAGGAUAACAGAGAGGAGUUCAAGAAGACGUGGAACCCUCGUUUCACGCUACGCAGCCACUUUGACGCCAUCCGAGCUUUGACUUUUCAUCCCAGCCAGGCGGUGCUCCUCACAGCCUCGGAGGACGGCACAUUAAAACUGUGGAACCUCAACAAAGCCAUGCACUCUAAAAAGAAUGCAGCAUUAGAUGUUGAGCCGAUCUACACAUUCAGAGCACACAGUGGAGCUGUUUUGUCACUGACUAUGGGCGAGGAUGGAGACUCGUGCUACAGCGGGGGUUUAGAUGGAACUGUCAGAUGUUGGAAAAUGCCAGACCUCAAUGUGGAUCCUUAUGAUAACUACGAUCCUGGCAUCGAGAGCAGUGUCCUAGCAGGCCAUGAGGACAGUGUUUGGGGUCUAACCUACUCAGCUGUUCACCAUCGUCUCGCUUCAUGCUCGGCUGAUGGCACCAUUCGCCUCUGGGACCCUCAGAACUCAUCACCCUGCCUUUCUGUCUUCAACAAGGAGAGAGAGCACGGAACCCCGACCUCAGUGGCAUUUGUUGCCACCGACCCAAAUCAGGUGGUGGUUUCAUUCGACGGCGGUGAGACGCUGCUCUACGACCUCAACACGGAGCAAAGCACGACCACAUUGGAGACACAGACUAAGGAUGGCAGUGAGCUCAUCAACCGUGUGGUCAGUCACCCGUCUGAGUCUGUCUCCAUCACUGCACAUGAGAACCGCACCAUCCGUUUCCUAGACAACAAGACAGGUAAAGUGGUUCACUCGAUGGUCGCUCAUCUGGAUGCAGUCACCUGUCUCACUACAGACCCGAAAGGCACUUACCUCAUCUCUGGCAGCCACGACUGCUCAGUGCGCCUGUGGAUGCUGGACAACAGGACGUGCGUGCAGGAGAUCACGGCUCACAGGAAGAAGCACGACGAGGCCAUCCAUGACGUCGCCUUUCAUCCCUCGCAGCCCUUCAUUGCCAGCGCCGGCGCAGAUGCACUUGCCAAGAUCUUUGUCUGACAGCAGACGUUGUCACUCUGAUUCCUACUCAAACAACAGGGCCAACGAGCCUGAAGACUACAGUGGACAAUAUCCACCUGCUUACACACACACAUAAGCACUCUCACACACUUGUCCUGCACCCCACUGGCUGGGUCAUGGCUCCAGGACGUCCCCUCCCUGUAAUCUCUCCCUGUCCUCUGAUGCCUCAGUGACUUCUUGUAAUACUAACCACACUCCUUUUUUAUAACUUUAAACUCCCGGCUGCUCUGUUUUCAAACACUUUUCUACACUACAAUAUCUUCUUCUCCUUUUUUUUUUAAUUUUGGUCACUAUACCUGCUAUAGCAAAGCACGGUGUGUUUUGUUUUCUGUGUGCUUGAACUGCUUACACUCUAUAUAACAUGGAGUACACCCAUGAAAACACUCAUACUGCACAUCGCGCUCAACCACAUUUCAUGUGAAACCUUUUUUUAAAUAGUUAACUAAGUGCUUGUGGCUAACACACUUAUAAAAGCAUGACUAACAACAGUAACCUUUCCCAGUGUGGGCAGAAAACACCUGACCACCCUCUUCAAUGGGAAUCAAUGUAUUACAUUCCAAAGAUACUGGCGGGCAGAGUGUGUGUCUGGUGUGGAGGACACGGGUGUGUGUGUGAUGUGAGGAGGCGCGAGCAAGUAGCUAACGAGUGUUUGAACCAAUAGCUUUAAUUUUAACUUUAUGGCCAACACAACAACAAGUCUCAUUGUUUGUCAGAAUAUUUCCCCCCCAUGCCUCUGCUUCUACAUUAGUGUCUGUGUGUUGGAUUGAAUGUCACUCUGCUGUACAAUUUAAUAAGAAUAUAUCCACAAUCAUGAUCCAUUUCUACGGUAUGUACAGAUUAAUCUGGACUUUAGCAGACUGAUGCUGACACUCACUUUCCUUUUUACUUUACAGAAGAGUGUGUGUGUGUGUGUGUGCACUAGUUCAAUCACGGUGCUAUGAAAGACCUUGUCAGUCUUAAAUCAGAAUCAGGGACCUGUUGUGAAUUUGUGUUUGUGUGCUUGUGAGACAGAGAAGAGACUGUGAUUCUCAUUCACCGGCCUCUAGAUCCACAUCGACUUAUUAAACGACAUUUCCUCAAUGGAUCAUUUCACAAUCCGUCGUCACAUUUCAGAAUCAACAAUCGCUUUCAGAGCGAUGUGGAUUCAUUUCCAGCUGAGGAGAGUCUGUAGAGAUGAUUUUACUGUAGAGUGAGGACCACCGGGCUUUAAAAAAAAAAAUCAGCUUUUAUUUCAUCUUGAAGUUGGUGCCAGUUUUCAGAUGGAGCUCACUCCAGGCUUUUGUUAUUUAUUCUGGAUUUCACAGAAAGAGAAAGAUUGAAAAUGACCGUCACUUGUGUGUGAAGGUGAGGAUUCCUCUCUCCUUGUUUGAUGUGCUCUAGUUGCAAGUUAUUGGCACAUUACCCACUGAGCUACUAAUGCUGUAAAGCUGGUUUUCUCUUAAGAGAGAGGCAUGCUGGAAGAAAAAAAAGCUACUUGGUGAUAAAAAAUAAAAGGAAAAGCGAAAGGGUCCAAUUAUAUUCAGAACCUAAACUAUUCAGUCUGAACCUCACAUUCAUGACAGAAGGUCACAUGUGCGUUUGUUUAGAGUAAAACACUCCCCUCAACAGUUGAUCUGUGGCAUGUUACUUUAACAGGUAAUUACUUUAAAUUCACUUCAGCAGACUGAUACAGUCUGUUGAUGAAAUGGUUGGUUAAGGUACAGCCUCCACCUCCUGAAGAUUACAGGGUCACACGAGUGGUCAGACCUCAGAUCGGAGGUCUUUUUUUCUUUUAUUCCUGAAAAGGGUGCUGGAGAAAAACAAAAGAACAACUGGGUGCAACUAUGUAAUUGUACUUCUGCUGCUCACUAAAUACUAAGUGGCUCCACUUUGCACUACAUCUAACAGUGGACGCUCAUGUGACAAACAGGGUGAAGAAAAUGUGAUCUGCAGGUAUUUCUACUACAAUCUGGAGUAAAUACUACAUGGUUUGAGCCUGGGAUGGCUCCGUUCUUUGACAGUGAGAGUUCCUAAUGCUUUCAGAUCUAUCAUGUUAAAGACAAAUCAGUACGACACUUCAAAAAAAGAGAAAAAGAAAUCAAAACCGAGGUUGUAAAUGAUGACUAGAGAUGCCAUAACGUGCUGUAAAUGUCCAUCAUUUCCUUGUUUUCCUUUCUUGCAUUUCUUUUCUUUAUGAUAUGGUUAUUAAGAUGUAAGAAUACUGUAGUAUCAUAAGUGAAUCAUUCUUCCUUGCUAGGCAUAGAUCUUGCUUGUGAUUGAUAAUGGCAAUGUAUAACUUGUAAAAAAUCAAAACGAUUAAAAAACAUGAAAAACGAAGAAAAACAAGAGAAAAAAAAGUGUUACCAGUCAGAGGCCAAGGUAAAGGACUCUCAUUUCUUUGUGUUUUUAUUUUUUUAUUAGCAAUUUAUCACUGUGUGAUAUUUUGUACAUCAUAUUAAGCUGUAUUCAAACUAUUUCCUCCAACUACAAGGGAUAAGAGACCUGCUUUUUAUUGAUUUUCUUUUAUCAUAUAUUUUUGAACUGCAUUCUAGCUUGUAUUAAAUGACCUUUUCUUUUUGUUUACGGGUCCCCUGUUCUAUGUCAUUAAGGAAGAAAAAAAAUGAAAAUUUUGUACAGUGAA